AUGGUACAAACAAAGACAAGUUAUAGUGAAGAUAUCUUCGGUGAAAAGUGGGAUCUUUGUUUAUCGAACGCAAUAGUCAAUGCCGGAAUAGGCUUGGGUUCAGGAAUUAUUGCGUCUGUAUGUUUAUUUAAACGAAAAAUGUGGCCGGCUAUGUUAGGCUUUGGAUUUGGACUUGGAAAAGCAUAUUCAGAUUGUGAUAGACAAUUUAAUCCAUAUAGUAUUCCUGGUUUUCAAAUUCAAAAAUCGAAUAAAUAA
This is a messenger RNA of Pneumocystis murina B123, 255 nucleotides long. RefSeq lists its product as hypothetical. The record is from RefSeq and is a predicted model, not a curated record. Bases 1 to 255 code for a protein of 84 amino acids. Gene Ontology annotation, cellular component: MICOS complex; mitochondrion; mitochondrial inner membrane. Lineage: Eukaryota; Fungi; Ascomycota; Pneumocystomycetes; Pneumocystales; Pneumocystaceae. The transcript has 4 exons.